Quercus lobata is the source of this 555-nucleotide messenger RNA. RefSeq names its product peroxidase N1-like. The coding region runs from base 1 to 555 and encodes 184 amino acids. The transcript has 2 exons. Gene Ontology annotation, molecular function: peroxidase activity; heme binding. The record is from RefSeq and is a predicted model, not a curated record. Gene Ontology annotation, biological process: response to oxidative stress. Lineage: Eukaryota; Viridiplantae; Streptophyta; Magnoliopsida; Fagales; Fagaceae.
AUGGUGAGUGGAAAUUCCAACCAAAUAUUCAUUUUUUGGAUGCUUCUCUUGCUUGCCAUUGGUGCCUCCUUGGUGCGUGGCCAUAAAGGCACAAGAGUUGGAUUUUAUUCCACUACGUGUCCUCAAGCAGAAUCCAUUGUUAGCUCAACAAUUCAAUGCCAUUUCAAUUCUGAUCACACUGUGGCUGCUGGAUUGUUGAGGACGCAUUUUCAUGACUGUUUCAUGCGAGGUUGUGAUGCUUCAGUCCUUAUUGAAGCUGCCAAGACUCAACUUGAAGCUGUAUGUCCUGGCGUUGUUUCUUGUGCUGAUAUUCUUGCCCUUGCUGCCCAUGAUUCUGUUGUUUUGGUUAAUGGAUCAAGUUGGGCUGUUCCCACAGGACGCAGAGACGGAAGGGUUUCAUUGGUAACUGAUGCUGACAAUUUGCCAGCAUUCACUGACUCCAUCGAUGUGCAAAAGCAAAAGUUUUCUGCUUUGGGUCUCAAUACUCAAGAUCUUGUGGCCCUCGUCGGUAAUUUAACUUUAUUUUCUUUAACUAAAGCUGGCAAGGUUUUGUAA